Messenger RNA from Rotaria sp. Silwood2, 447 nucleotides. The record is from the annotation of a GenBank genome assembly. NCBI's taxonomy places the organism in Eukaryota, Metazoa, Rotifera, Eurotatoria, Philodinida, Philodinidae.
AUGGGUCUUUCUCGUUUGAAUCAUAUUAUAGCUGUUAUUGUUCUGAUAUUUGCUGCUAUCUAUGGAUGGAAAUAUUUAUUUGAAAGUCGACGUCCACCAUGUUAUACAAUUGAUGUCAAAUAUUUUGGUUUAAACAUUCCAACAUCAACUGAUACGGAGGAUCUUUCAAUAAAAUCAUUUACAGUUCCAUUCGAUCGAUCACAAAUUGAUGAUAUGAUUAAUCGUGCAAGUAAAACACGUUUUUAUGAACCGCAAAUAUUGAUUGAUAAUAAAUAUGUUAAUAAAUCAACAUAUGGUUUUAAUCGUAAAACAGUUGAAAGUAUUCGAGAUUAUUUAAUUAAUACAUAUGAUUGGAAAAAAACAGUACAAGAAUUAAAUACAUUUGAUCAUUAUAAAACAAAUAUUGCUGUAAGAUAUUUUAUUGUUUUUGUUUUUCUUCUGAAUUAA